This is a messenger RNA of Xenopus laevis (African clawed frog), 2411 nucleotides long. RefSeq names its product keratin 62 (gene krt62.S). Lineage: Eukaryota; Metazoa; Chordata; Amphibia; Anura; Pipidae. The record is from RefSeq and is marked provisional. Gene Ontology annotation, cellular component: intermediate filament; keratin filament. Gene Ontology annotation, biological process: intermediate filament organization; keratinization. Gene Ontology annotation, molecular function: structural molecule activity; structural constituent of skin epidermis.
CUUCACUCUCUGUUUCAGUACAUUAAUUUCAAUUUAAUUUUGACCCAAAAUGAGUCAAUAUAAGCAGUUUAGUGUUCGAUCAGUAGCAACUUCAGGCAAACCUGGCUUCAGUUCAUUUUCCGUGGCUAAGAGUGGUGGAGGUUUUGGAGGUGCUUCAGGAGGAGGUAGUUUUGGUAGCAGAAGUCUUUACAAUGUAGGGUCUAGAAAGAUCAGUUCCGUUAGUUCUGCAAGUGGAGGUGGCUAUGGAAGUGCAGCAGGUGGUUUUGGUGGAAGAGUCAGUGGUUUUGGUGGCGGAGUAGGUGGGGGAGCCUUUGGAGGAGCUGGUGGUGCCUUUGGAGGAGCUGGUGGUGCUUUUGGAGGAGCUGGUGGUGGAGGCUUUGGAGGUUCUGGAUUUGGAGGCUUUGGAGGUGCUGGAUUUGGAGGCUUUGGAGGCGCUGGCUUUCCUGGUGGACCAUCAGCUGGUAUACAAGAAGUUACUGUCAACCAAAGUCUUUUGGCACCACUGAACCUGGAAAUUGAUCCAACCAUCCAGAAAGUUCGAUUGGAGGAGAGAGAACAAAUUAAAACUCUGAAUAACAAAUUUGCUUCUUUUAUUGACAAGGUCCGCUUCCUUGAACAACAGAAUAAGGUACUUGAAACUAAAUGGACCUUAUUGCAAGAACAAGGAGGCCAAGUUAAGGGGUCAAGAAGAGACAACAUUGGGCCUCUUUUUGAUGCCUAUAUCAACAGCCUCAAGAGGCAGCAGGAUGCUUUGCAAAAUGAUAAACUAAGGCUUGAUGGAGAGUUAAGAAAUAUGCAAGACUUGGUCGAUGACUUCAAAAACAAAUAUGAAGAUGAAAUUAAUAAGAGAACAUCAGCAGAGAAUGAGUUUGUUGUUAUUAAGAAGGAUGUGGAUGCUGCUUACAUGGGCAAGGUGGAACUGGAAGCCAAAGCGGAUGCUUUGACAGAUGAACUCAACUUCCUGAGGACCUUCUUUGAAGCCGAACGGGGUGAGUUGCAGGCUCAGAUCUCUGACACCUCUGUUGUCCUGUCCAUGGACAAUAACCGAGCUUUGGAUCUGGAAAGCAUAAUUUCUGAGGUGAAGGCUCAGUAUGAAGAUAUAGCAAAGAAGAGCAGAGCUGAAGCUGAUGCUGUUUACCAAGGCAAGGUUCAAGAGUUGCAAGCAUCUGCAGGUGAACAAGGAGAUGUCCUGCGCAAUACAAAGAAUGAGAUCUCAGAGCUCAACCGUAAAUCCCAGAGACUAAAAGCUGAAAUUGAAAAUGUGAAGAAACAGAUCGCCAAGCUGCAAGUAUCUAUUACUGAAGCAGAGGAACGUGGGGAUCUUGUACUGAAAGAUGCUCAGUCCAAACUUGCUGACCUGGAAGCCGCUCUGCAGAAGGCCAAGCAGGACAUGGCUCUCCAGCUGCGCGAAUACCAGGAACUGAUGAAUGUGAAACUGGCUCUGGAUGUUGAAAUUGCUACUUACAGAAAACUGCUGGAAGGCGAAGAAUUCAGGCUUAAUUCAGAUGUCAAUAAUGUCAGCAUUUCUGUCAUUAGCUCCGGUGGCAAAAGUUCCCUAGGAGGAGGAGGAGGAGGAGCAGGCUUCGGCUUUGGAAGUGGUGGUGGUGCCUUCGGUGGAAGUGGUGGCGGUGCCUUCGGUGGAAGUAGUGGCGGUGCCUACGGUGGAAGUGGUGGUGCCUACGGUGGAAGUGGUGGUGCUGCCUUUGGUGGCAGUGGUAUUUCCUUUGGCUCAGGAGGUGGAGGAUUCAGCUCCUCAAGCUCCUCAUUUGGUGGUGGCGUCAGCAGUGGGAGGUUUUCAUCGAGUCAGUCCAGCUACAGGAGUUAAUCAAGUCAAGAAAUGAGGCCAGAAAUCAGUGCCCAGAACACACAGAAUCAUUCAUUUGCCUGUUAAUACAAAUACUGAUUGCUGUAAACAUGUUGUUCCGCAGAACCUAUCCCCAUGCCUUUCUCUUUUACUAAAGCACACGCUGUGUAGUGCAGGAUGUGAAUAGAAUUUCCAGCAGAAAGUGGCUUUAGCUUUGCCAUGCCUCCACUAAGGCUUGUCCUCAAUAAGGGGCUAUUAUUCUAUGCUCGUCCAUCAAGCAUAAUCUUGUGCAGGAGAAAAAAAUGAUAAAAUAAACAUAAUAAAAAUAAUACAAUGAAAUACACAUCUCUCCCAACUGCAAUUUAAGGAUUCAUCUCAUCUGUGACUCUGAUGCCCCAUCAUUGCUUUACAAAGGUAAAAUAAUCAAUGCAGAUACCUGCAGUGGCACAAACAGAAGCAAACAUGAAAAGUCAUUAUGAAACAUUGGUCACCUCUAUUUCCUACAUUUGCAAAUCCCUCUCAAUAAGGGAUACUGUUAUGUUUCUGUAGUUGUCCACUGACUUUAAUCAUUGUAGCACAAAUAAACAGAAUUCUGCUGCAAUAUAAA